Molecule: messenger RNA, 2553 nt
Organism: Papaver somniferum (opium poppy)
Lineage: Eukaryota; Viridiplantae; Streptophyta; Magnoliopsida; Ranunculales; Papaveraceae
Exons: 5
Coding region: 1050-2366 (438 amino acids)
Molecular function (GO): zinc ion binding
Source: RefSeq, a predicted model, not a curated record
UUCUUAUAUUUAUCUCUCCAUAAUCUUAGAUUUGUAAUUUUGUUUCUCAUCUUUGUUUGGCAAAUUUGGCUUUAUUCUUUAAACUACAACGAGAGUUUGGAUCUUGGUUCGUUAUUUUUCUUUUGGAUAUGGAAGUAGUUUGAAGAGUUCUUUUGGAAGUAAUCAGGGAAUGGAGGCGAGUGUUGAAGUUAUUUUUCUCUUUGAAGAUGAAUCGUUGUCUUGCCGUGUGACGAAAUCUACCACUAUUGAAACAUUGAAGAUUGUUGUAUGUGGCAGGUGGACUGUUCUGAAUCCUUGGUCGGUACAUUUCGUUUUGAAGGGGCAAUGCAAUCAAGUGUAUGUUGAUUCUGAUUUUGCGCUCCUUGCAGUGUUUGAAAGAUUUUUUAUGAGAGGUGUAUCAACUUUUAACCUUUUCUGUGAGAGAUUUGUUUGCCCCAUAUCCCCCAUGUCGCCUUCACCCUGCCAAAAUCCUAUUCCUCCUUCUUGUUCGGAUAAAAAUCCAACCACAGAUCAAGCUAGAGGGCCACGCGUAGUUUCUCCAGUUUCGAAGGAAAAUAUUUCGAGGGUUCUCAAGCUGGUCUGAAGCAAAAGCAAAAAAAGAGUAAGUUGUGGCAACAAGCAAUAACUGGGGUCGGAAAAAUCUUUUAUAAUGGUGUUCAGGAGGUUAGGAAUGCUGUUGCCAUGGUAUGUUUUGAGAAUGGCCAUGAACCUGAUAGCAAGAAAAGAAAGAGUGAACCUUCUAGGUAUACCGUUCGAUGCAAAAAUUGGAAAACUGCUGGAUGUUUAUGGGAGUUCCAUGCCAAAUCGAUCACUAAAGAUAAUAAAAUUUUUGAGGUAAUGAGAUAGUUAAGGAUCAUACUUGUGGAGCUGGAUACAGGGAAAGUAAAGUAUGCGUUCCGGCCAAGUUUGUAAAACAAGUUAUCAAUGAACAAGUUAGAAACUACCCAUUGAUAUCACCUAAGAAGAUUAUAAGUGAUUUCAAGACUGAUUAUGAAAUAAAUCUUCCAUAUCAGCAAGCUUAUAAUGGGAUUAAAUUGGUUCAUAAGGAUAUGUAUGGUGAUGAUGUGAAAGCUUAUACAGACUUGGUGUGGUAUGUUAAAAAAGUAGAGGAGACGAAUGAGGGUUCUAUUGUCGAUUUUCAGUAUGAUGAUUCAACCGAAGAGUUUAAAAGACUGUUUCUUGCAUAUGGUGCAUUAAUCAAGGUUUUUGAAUAUUGCCGUGCAAUGUUGUAUUUAGAUGCCACGUUCCUUACCGGUAGGUUCAAAGGUUGUUUAAUGGCUGCAACUGCGAAGAAUGGCAACGAUGAGUUUUAUCCCAUUGCAUAUGGUAUCGUCUCUCAUGAAGAUGGUGCAAACUGGGUUUGGUUUUUGAAAAAUCUAAAAAAGGUUGUCAAAGGGAGGCAGAUUGUUUUUCUUUCUGAUCAAGGAACAGGGUUAUUGUAUGAUGUUCCUGAAGUUUUCCCAGAUGCGUACCAUUCUUAUUGGUAUUACCACAUGAAGCAAAAGAUUCCUGUCCAAGGAGAUGAUCAAUUGUAUCCUCAUGUGCUAAACCACUGGAGGCAUGCUGUGUACGCCUUGACGGAAGGUGGGUAUAAUAAAGCUGUGAAAGAUCUCAUUGAUUUGGAAUGUGGCCACGUUGUGAGAUGGAUGGAGAAACAAGGACCUGAGCAUUGGUCCAAUGCAUUUUUCGAGGGCUGUAGGUACGGUGAAGUUGCUUCAAGUGUGGCUGAAUCUGUCAAUAAUUGGGUGAAGGACGAGAAGAGGAUGCCGGUAUCAGCUCUCGUUAAUACUAUUAGAAUGAAACUCAUGGAAGUGAUCCAUAAGCGUCAUAAGAUUUCCGAAACUAUGACAAGUCGCUUGACUCCAGACUAUGAAAACAAGUUAAAAGAACUUACUGAUGAAGGUAACUCUUGGAUUGUUAUACCUGCUGGGGAUACUUUGUUUGAAGUUGUUGCAGAUCACCGUUAUGCUGUCAAUUUGGAGAUUUUUCACUGUUCUUGCAAUAGGUGGAAGGUUUAUGGAUUUCCUUGCAGCCAUGCUAUUCAAUGCAUAUUGCUGUCUGGAAAACAAGUAUAUGACUUUGUUCAGCCGUAUUUCACAUCUAGCUGGUACAAAACUCUUUAUUCUUUCGCUAUCCAUCCUGUUCCAGAUUCCGAGAAAGAGAAUGAGUCAUCUGACAAUGUGCGAGUUAUUCCUCCUCCUGUUAAAAAGGGUCCAGGGCGUCCAAAGACUGAGCGUUUUCAGCCAAAGUCUGUGAAGAUGAAGAGUGAGAAGAGAAAGAUAAGAUGCGGAAACUGCAAGAGGCUAUCGAAUCACAACAGCCGAACUUGCCCGAAUCAGGAAGUUCAUGAUUUUUCUGGGAUAUGAUGUCUUUCUGGGAUAUGAUUUCUUUGUUAUUUUUUUAGCUUUAGAGAUGGUAAGGGUUUUUUAGUUCUCCCAUUGCUUUAGAAAAAGGUUUUUAGUUGGAUUUUUAGUUUCAUUCUUAGUUGUUUUGAUUAUUUCAGUACAUUUGACAUCAAUUUAUCAUAUCAUUAAUUUAAAGUUCUCUUUCCUU